Molecule: messenger RNA, 3829 nt
Organism: Lymnaea stagnalis (great pond snail)
Lineage: Eukaryota; Metazoa; Mollusca; Gastropoda; Lymnaeidae
Source: the annotation of a GenBank genome assembly
GAAAAAGCUUACACACAGAGACGUUAUCUUGAAAAGAUUUGCCCUCAAGACAUGGUGGUUCUACUCAAUAAUAUAGGAAUGUGCUUUGCAAGACUUAAUGAGUUCGGUAAGCUGAGACAGCUCAGAGUGGGUUUUUUUUCUGGCUUAUUUUACCUGACUGCAUAUUAAGCCAUAGUCAUUAACAAACUAAACGAUGGCCAUCAACUAAUGAAACUAUGGCCAUUAACAAAAUAAACUAUGGCCAUUAACUAAACUAUUGCCGUUAAAAUAUUUAACUGUGGCCAGUAACAAAUUGAAUUAUGUCCAUUUACGAAUUAAACAAUGGUCAUUAGCAAAUUGAAUUAUGUCCAUUACGAAUUAAACAAUGGUCAUUAACAAAUUGAAUUAUGUCCAUUUACGAAUUAAACAAUGGUCAUUAACAAAUUGAAUUAUGUCCAUUUACGAAUUAAAUAAUGGUCAUUAACAAAUUAAAUUAUGUCCAUUUACGAAUCGGACUGUCUCCAUUAAUAAUUGUAUCUAUGGCUAUUAAAAAAUUUAAAACAUUUGUGUUUUCAUGUUCUCCUAAUUGAUUGAUCCAAACAGUCGGCCCUUCUCUUAAGCAAACAUUUUCAUUCUACGUUCAUGUCAUAAGUAGUUUGACUUGCUGUUUGUUUAGUGAUAAUGAGCCUCAUUAACAUUGGCAUAUUCAAGUGAAAAAUGUUAAUGGAAUAUGCACCUCUACAAACAUGGUAUAUUUUAGUAAAGAUAGUAAGUGAAAAUUCACCCGAUUAACAUGGUCUAUUAAAGAAAAAAUUUGUAAUAUUGCAAUACCUCAAAUUUUUAAACUUUAUAUAUUUAACAGAGCGUGGCAAAAGAUGCCUGGAAAAGGCACUUGAAAUCCAACUCCAGCGAGUAGGAGUUCACUACAAUACGGCCUUGACAUUGGCUCAUAUGGCUGAACUGAGUAUCAAACAGUGAGCUAAUUUUUGCUAACGUUAUGGGCUCUUAAAUAGUAUUUGAAUACACACUAUAAGACUUACGUUUUUUCACUAGCUCUUUCAGUGACUUAACCUAAAAUAUAUUUGUAUCAAGAGGCGGAUUUAAAAAAAAAAAUUUUGGUGGGUGAGGGGGGAUGUUUAAAAGAAUUUCUUUUAUUCACAAUAAAGAAAGUUAUUUAUAAUAAAUUGGUUUACAAACAUAAAACAUUGUAAAGAUGUAGUAAACAUAAAAAUAAACCUAAAAAAAACCCAACAAAUUUGUUUAAAAAAAUUAUUAUUUAAAAAUACAUUUUUUUGGCUAAAGAAAAAACGUGGAAUUUCAAAUAAAUAGAAUAAGUAAUAAGAGGCAGUCAAAAUACGUGGUUAUUUGUGUGUCCUAGAUUCUAUGAAAAUGUAACAUUUGAAAAUAUUUAUUUUCCAAAUCAUGUAAUAAGUUUGAUCUUUUAUUUUCAAUUUCGUCCAGGCGAAACUUUUUGGAAGCUUAUGAAAAGUCCUUGGAUGCAGAAAAAAUACUGAAAAAGAUUACCAAACAACAUGACUUUCGGCUUCGUGUGCUGAAUUCCUUGGUCCAUUACAGAAUAAUUAUCAGACAAUUAAAUCUGACGACAGCUGAAACGACAACGGGGCGCUUUGUGAAGUCUGCUGAAGAUUUUGUUGAUUACAUGUUGGAGCUUGGAAGCAGUAUACAAUUAUCCGAUGAAGGCCACCAUGACGCGAUGGCAGCUUAUGAGCAUGGAAUGAUUUUAAAUUUGGGGAAAUCUCGAGAAAAAUUUCAAGAGUACAAAAAUGAAUAUUUGGUAUUUGUUUUAAACAAUGCUUGGGUUCGAGAUUUGAUGGUAUCUAAAAAUGAUGAACUUGCUUUGGCCGCCAAACACAAAAGUCUUUACUUUUACAUCAGAGAUACAGAAUUUGAAGAUGUUGAUCUUGAAACAUUCAUUAGUUAUAUGACACAUGCAUGUCCACAUUGUCAAGAGGUCAACCAUGUUUAUAGUGCAAACAUGUGGCAAGAUGAGGUCAGAUAUUUAAUCAAUCAACGCCAGCAAAAUAUCGUUCACAGAGACAGGUAUUUUCCUCCACAAAAUUUGUAAGCCAGAAAUAAUUUAAAGAACGUUUUAAGAGCUAAGACAUUUCAUUAGAAUAUAGCUACUAUAACCACACAAUGACAAUUUCCAUUUUAUCAUGAACAUCUGUAUUUAUUAUAAUUUCACGGUCAUGCUGCACCGACAUAUUGCAAUAUUAACAUUACAGAAGUAAACUAAAAUUGAAAAAGAAUCAUGUAAUGUUGAUGAAAAAAAUAUUAGCCAAACGAUCUGUCUAUUUGAAAAAAAAAAUUGGGCUUUGUGAAGUUGUUCUACUUUUGCAAAAUCCCAUAGCUUAAAAGGGCCAAACUUUUAGAUUAAGCAAUAUGAGGUUUUGUCUGGAUUUGUUGUAUACAAACUAAUAUAUUUGUGUUCAGUUUGCAAUUUUUAUUUAAAUCUUUGAAUCACCUGAAUCUUACCUGGGUUGAUGUACCCCUAUCUUAAUCAGAUCGACACACCCGAAUCUUAUCGGAUUGACACAUCUGGAUUUUACCUAGAUCAACACACAUUAAUCUUUUUACCUGGAAUGACACACCAAGAUCUUUAUCUAGAUUGAAAGCUCUGGAUGUUAUUACAUCGACACACCACAGCUGGAUGUUACCUAGAUCAACACACAUUAAUCUUUUUACCUGGAAUGACACACCAAGAUCUUUAUCUAGAUUGAAAGCUCUGGAUGUCAUUACAUCGACACAGCUGGAUUUUACCUAGAUCAACACACAUUAAUCUUUUUACCUGGAAUUACACACCAAGAUCUUUAUCUAGAUUGAAACCUCUGGAUGUUAUUACAUCGACACAGCUGGAUUUUACCUAGAUCAACACACAUUAAUCUUUUUAUCUGGAAUGACACACCAAGAUCUUUAUCUAGAUUGAAACCUCUGGAUGUUAUUUCAUCGACACAGCUGGAUUUUACCUAGAUCAACACACAUUAAUCUUUUUAUCUGGAAUGACACACCAAGAUCUUUAUCUAGAUUGAAACCUCUGGAUGUUAUUUCAUCGACACAGCUGGAUUUUACCUAUAUUAAAACACCCGGAUUUUUUUUUUACCUCGAUUGACACACCUCGACGUUUACCUAGUUUGACACACCUGGACCUUACCUCGAUUGUAAAACGUCAGCUGGUAUUAGGUAUUAACUCAAAAAUAAUUUCCCCAAGGUGAAAUCCAGCUUUAGAUAUCAGAUUAAAAAGCAUGUAAGAUGAAAUGCCCAAGAUUUACUUUGAAGAUUUCUAACUCGAUUCAUUUCUUGAGAAACACCAGAUCUCUAUUAAUAUCUUGUUACUUGUUACAUACUUUUUCUCACAUACAUGAAGAUAAUUUGUUGACAUGUGAAUUCUUAGCAGUUGUGAAUAGAAGAAUCUCCUGUUUGUCAUUAUUUGAUAAAAUAAUAUUUAAACCCCACGUAGUAACCUCAAAUCAAUGAACUUAACAUUUUGUUAGAUUAGAGGAAUGAAAUUGAAUAUUGUGAUUAUUUCAGGGUUGUACCAAGUGCUGUAGCAUGAUUUGUACCAAGUGUUGUGGCAAAUGUCUGUUUUCUUAAUUUAUUUUCUUUUGAAUUUUGUUUGUUUUUAUGAAGAAUUCUUUCUAAAAUUUCAAUGAAGUUUGUAAACAAAUGACAAAUAACUUUUGUACAUAAAAUUUUAUGAAUUUUAAAUGAAAGUUAAAAAUAUUUUUUUUUACUUUUUAAAACAAUUAGAGCAUUCUUUUUAUCUAUGUGAUUCUUAACUUAUUUAAACAAAGUUAGGGAUUAUUUAACCAUGUUUUAUUAGGUAGGGGAG